This is a messenger RNA of Tigriopus californicus, 1484 nucleotides long. RefSeq names its product cilia- and flagella-associated protein 36-like. The record is from RefSeq and is a predicted model, not a curated record. Gene Ontology annotation, cellular component: ciliary base; axoneme. NCBI's taxonomy places the organism in Eukaryota, Metazoa, Arthropoda, Copepoda, Harpacticoida, Harpacticidae. The transcript has 6 exons. Bases 198 to 1454 code for a protein of 418 amino acids.
UACGAACAUACAGUACAGUAGGACCACUCGGAGAGAAACCAACCCGCCGGGCAAACCUGCUGAAAUAUUUAAGUGGAAUUUGUUCGCCUCCUCAUCCCUCUUUAGAACCUUUGGUAUCUCGUCAGUCAUUGAGAGAGAGUUCUCGAAGCGACCAGCUCUUGCCGAGAAUCAACGCCAUUUUCGUACAUUUCCGAAACAUGAGUCGACGGACCUCGAAAUCAGAGGACGAGGAUGCUUGGGUGUUCGACUCCUUGGUUGGAUUUCUCAGAGGACCCGUUUGGAAUGUGCCCAUCCUGACCUUCAUUGAGCACAAGUCACUCAUUUUUGAGCCGGAUACCGAUGAAAACGAGGAGGAAUAUAAAAAGAUCCACGAUGAGUUUAAGAACUUGGUGGAUUUCAUGCUUGGUUCAUACAUGGAGGACAUUGGCAUAUCCUCUGAACAAUUCGAAAAGGCCUGUGGCGUGGCCUCGACCAAAAUCAAGACCCAAUUUCAUCACACGCUUUUUGAGCAGGUUUGGGCGGCAGAUGAUUUUGAAAUCUUCAAGAGCAUGAUGAUUCAGAAGAAUAUUGAGCUUCAACUUCAGGCCCUGGAGCUUUUGAAGCAAAGGUAUGGCGUUCUUCCAUCAUCCCUGAGACCAGGACAAGAGCCAGAGCCAGAACAAUCCGAUGACGAUCAGGACAAUGUCGAAGACGGAGAACGGAAAAUCAUGGCAGAAGUGGCAAAGAAAUCGAUGGCCGAUCAUGAGGCUAAUCAGGACACCAUGGACGAGGAUACGCGGGCAAUGGAAGAGGCUGUGGCUAACUCCGGCGACGAAAUCAAACGUCUGGAAGCGCAUCGUACCAAUCAACAUCAAUUGUUGGCCGAGCACUUCAAAACCAAAAUCGACAUCAGUGAUCCAUCCUUGGCCCGCCCCUCUGAAGAUGCCUCGCUUAAGCUAAGACGACAGAGCGAGACUCGGGUCCCGAAACAAACCAAGUUGGUUCACAAGACCAAAGACGACGGAGACACCCCGAUCGCAACCGCGUCCAAUCCCUCCGUAGAUACAACUAGAAGUUCUAAGCUUAACAGGCUUAAGAAAGCUAAUACAAUCUCGCACCCAAUAAGCUCAUCCAGUCUAAUGAAGGAAGAAGUUAUGGGUGCGGACUACACGUCGUCCUUGCCGGAAGAACAAGCCCCCGAUGCUCCCAUUGACGAAGAGGAGCUGCAGAAGAGGACCGAAUUCCUCCGAGCCCAAAGGGAUAAGCUUCUGGCCAUGAAGAAGGAGGAACGCGAGCGACAAUUGGCAGAAGCGGAAAAAGACCAAUUGAAAUCCAGACCCAAAUCCGCUCGAGCUGCUCGCUCAGCCUUUGGGCGGGGUAGACCAAGUACGGGAGCUGGACUCGAUCCCGAGGUUCUCCGGAUUCGCCGGGCUUUGGCCGAAAAGUUGAAGCACGAGGUGAUUGGCGACAAUUAGACGAUGAUUCCAACCUAACUGAUCGACAAA